UGACAUUGGAAGCGAUGGAGGUGUUAUUUUAUAGUUUAGCCUUCAUUGGCUUCGUGUUAGUCUCGGGCGUUAGCACAGGUUCAUUUUCACGCAGCUAUGCUGAAUCGAGGGGCUCGUCGAGUUCCGAAGCUUACAGCUCAACGUACUCCUCCAGAUCAAACUACAACAGCAAGGGCAGCAACUACGAGCCAUCCAAACCAAAAUGCAAGAAGAAUGAAAAGGAAGUAUCGUGUAUUAACAGUGUAUGUGAAUACAGAAACUGCUCUGAUAUUGGAAAACCAAUAAAAUGCGUCAGACUGGAUCCAACGAAAUGUAUUAGAGGAUGUAUCUGUGAGAGUGAAUAUCUGAGAAACGAUACAGGAAUAUGCAUUCCAAAGGAUCAUUGUCCAACUUACCAAUGCGGGAUUAACGAAAUUUAUGACACUUGCCUUCCAAUUUGUCCUCCGCCAAGAUGUGAUGUUGAUGAAAAGACAGUUCAGUGCCUACGCAAUCCAGAUCCAGGGGACCCAGCUUGCAGGGCCGGGUGCCGAUGCAUUGACAACUAUAAACAGAACGAAUCCGGUGUUUGCAUUCCAAAAGAAGAAUGUCCUGUGAUUCCAACUGAGAACUGUGGGCCUGAUGAAGAGUACGUGGAUUGUGCUAAUGGAGGCUGCGGUAGAUGGGAGUGUUCACAACAAGGUCAAGUUUGUGUGAAGGUGGGAGAAGGUGGUUGUGUUGGAGGAUGUCGCUGUAAGGCACCUUUACUGCGUGCGGAAGACGGAUCCUGCGUUCCUCCUGAACAAUGUCCGGUUACUUGUAAUGGUAAAAAUGAAGUUGUCGGAUGUCAGACUGCCUGUCCUGAAACAUGUGACAGCAUUGGUAAAAACUGUACCAUUAUUGAGCCUAAAGUGUGUAAACGCGACUGUCGGUGCAAGCCUGGAUUUUAUAGAAACAAAAACGGAGAAUGUGUGUCAAAGCAAGAAUGCCGAACAGAAUGCGGUGUUAACGAGAUAUAUGACAUUUGUCCUGCAACUUGUCCUCCACCGAGAUGUGAUGUUGAUGAAAAGACGAUACUUUGCUUACCCAACCCGAAACCAGGUGAUCCAGCCUGUGAGCCCGGAUGCCGAUGCAUAGACAACUAUAAAAGAAACGAAAACGGCAUUUGUAUUCCGAAAGAAGAAUGUCCAACAGAAUGCGGUAUCAACGAAAUAUAUGACAUCUGUCCUCCAACUUGCCCCCCACAGAGAUGUGAUGUUGACGAGCGGGUAAUUAGAUGUGCAAAAAAUCCAGAACCAGGUGAUGCUGCCUGCAAGCCCGGAUGCAGAUGUAUCGACAACUAUAAGAAGAAUGCAUCCGGCAUUUGUAUUCCAAAACAAGAAUGUCCGGGUGUUGUAUACUGUGGGCCAAAUGAGAUCCUUUCAAGCUGUGUGAAUGGUGGCUGUGGAAGAUGGAAUUGUUCUCAGACGAGUGAAAUUUGCUACAAAAUAGCUGACAGUGAUUGUCGGGAAGGAUGCCACUGUAUUGACAAAUAUUUACGAGCUGACAAUGGAACUUGUAUUCCAGCGGAUCAAUGCCCACCAACAACUCCACCAGUCGUUUGCAGAGAUGACGAAGUAUACUUGGAAUGUGCUAAUGGAGGCUGUGGCAGAUGGGAAUGUUCGCAACAAGGCCAGAUUUGUGUCGACGUAGCAGAAGGUGGUUGCGUUCCGGGAUGUCGCUGCAAGGAGCCUUUACUCCGAACGGAAGAUGGAUCAUGCGUUCCUGCUGAUCAGUGUCCUCCUAUUUGUACUGGACCAAAUGAAGCUGUCAGAUGUCGAACUGCCUGUCCAGAAACGUGCAGCAGUAUUGGUAAAACCUGCUCUAUUAUUGAACCAGCAGUGUGUAUACCUGCGUGUCGUUGCAAGCCUGGCUUCUACAGAAACGCAGACGAUGUUUGCGUACCAGAAAAACAAUGUCCGGCAACGCCAAUCGUGUGCAGGUCCGAUGAGGAAUACUUGGGUUGUGCUAAUGGAGGUUGUGGUAGAUGGGAAUGUGCACAAGGAGGUAUAAUUUGUAUCGACUUGAUAGAAGGUGGGUGUAUCGGAGGAUGUCGCUGUAAAAAACCCUUACUACGCGCGGAAGACGGAUCAUGCGUUCCUGCCGAUCAAUGCCCUCCUAUUUGCAACGGUCAAAAUGAGGUUGUCGGAUGUCAAACUGCCUGUCCUGAAACUUGCUCAAGUAUAGAUACGAACUGUACUAUCAUUGAAGCAGCAGUUUGCAAACCUGCGUGUCGAUGCAAGUCUGGAUUCUAUAGAAAUAAACUCGGAGAUUGUAUAUCCAAGGAACAAUGUUUGCAAUGUUCCGGUCCAAACGAAUUCUUUUCUUGUGGAUCCGCUUGCGACAACGUCUGUUCCAAGUUGAGUACCGAAAACCAAACGAACUGUCCCAUCGUAAAUAUUGUCUGUAACCAGAAGUGUUACUGUGAGGAGAACUACGCUCGUGAUGAUUACAAUAUUUGCAUCCCCAUUGACGAAUGUCCUAAAGGUAGCGUAAAUGGAAUUAAGGAAUUUAACGAUGGAAACAUCGCUUUUACUGAAAAAUUCCUUCGAGUGGCCAGUAAAAUUAAUAACGAAGUCAGUGCAGUAUACUCGCCAUUCAGUUUAUUGUUCCUGUUGGCACCAUUGGGUCUUUAUACUAAGGGGAAUUCGGAACAGCAAAUUUUCAAAGCACUCAAUUUGCCGAGCAGGAGUUUGAUCCGUUCUACGAUACCACGUUAUUUGGAUGAGUUUAAUUCUCAAAAAAAUGUGUCACUCGAUCUGGCUGCUCGAGUAUACGUUAACGUUCAGUACAAAUUAACCAAAGCUUUUGAACAGGACACUAAGAAUCUUUUCAAAGCUAAAGCACAAAAUUUGGACUUCAGCAAGCCGGUACAAUCAGCAAAAACAAUAAAUGACUGGGUUGAACUUAAAACAAAGAAUUUGAUUAAAAACCUCGUUUCGCCCGAUAAUCUCAGUGUUGACACGCGUUUGGUUCUGGUGAAUGCUAUUUAUUUCCAGGGUAACUGGCAGUAUCCAUUUGAAAAAGAAAGAACACAAGAACAAAGUUUCUAUGUAAACGAGAAUAAAAAUGUAACAGUUAAUAUGAUGAAUCAAAUUGGAUCGUUCAAAUACGCUGAAAUAAAGAAAUCCAACAUUCAGGUACUUGAAUUGCCGUAUGUAAAUAGGAAUUUAUCAUUUGUGGUUUGUUUACCAAAAUCUAAGGACGGUAUAGAGGACUUAAUCAGUACCCUCGGAGACCCAUCAUUUUCAGUGCUAAAAUCAGCUAUUAAGAGCUUGAAGUAUAAAAGGGUGGAUGUUUCGAUACCAUCAAUGAAAGCAACUACCACUACUGAUUUAAGAGAUGUUCUAACACAGUUACAAGUGACAGGAAUAUUCUCACCAAAGGAGGCUAAUUUAGAUGGAAUAUUGGAAACAUCGCAAAAUAUAUUUGUGUCAUCCGCUACUCAGAAAGCUACAAUCAUUGUUACUGAAACUGGUACAGAAGCAGCAGCAGCGAAUGCGAUUUUAGUUGGUGUAACAUCAAUAGUAGAACCCGUUGAAAUUACUACAUUUUUAGCAGAUCAUCCUUACGCCUACUUCAUCUUAUACAAGGGAACACCAAUAUUCUGUGGAAUAUACAGGGGACCUCAAUAAAAAAUACCUCCUUAAUUGGUGUCGUUGCUACAAAAUUUCAUUUCGUUCUUGAAACAAUUCAAUUGAUCAAUCAAAUGUGUAACAAUAAUGUUUGAAAUAAAUUGUUUAUUUGGC
Vanessa atalanta (red admiral) is the source of this 3764-nucleotide messenger RNA. RefSeq names its product zonadhesin-like. The transcript is spliced from 22 exons. NCBI's taxonomy places the organism in Eukaryota, Metazoa, Arthropoda, Insecta, Lepidoptera, Nymphalidae. The record is from RefSeq and is a predicted model, not a curated record. Bases 15 to 3650 code for a protein of 1211 amino acids.